UUAUUGACACUGUUUUCACAGGUAAUACUAAUACUAUGACUAGUAAUCUAAUUAUCAGAAUCUUAACGUCAGAGUCAGGAACUGCCUGGGGUUUAAAAUGACUUAACAUUGGUGUAAUUGUCCUCCACCUGUUUGUGAACACUGUGUAAUGUCUGCUCCAACAUGGCUCUGAGGCAUUCCUCACACCUCUUUUAAAAUGUGACUUCACUUUAGAUUUAAGGCUGGAAGUAAAUAUAAUAACACUGUGUCCUUGCACAUGGACAUCACUGUGCCAGUGUAUAACAGGGCCGGUAAACUCCAACAGAACUGUUUUUCCCAUGGUUGAAUAGCCACACACGCACGCACGCACCUUGCUAACGUCAUAUUGGAGGUGUCUUUGUCCGACCAUUUCUGUAACUUUCCGAAACUGAUGAUCCAAAUUUCACACCUACUUCAUGCUGACAUAGACAAAGAAGACAGUGUUUGAACUUCCUUCCCUAGCUCUUUUUUCCUUUCAUGACACACCUAUACUGUUACAUUUGGUUUGCACAAAUCCAAAACUAUUUUAAAAAAAGAAGCUAAAAAUCGACCUUAUUUUUCUCCAAUACCCUGAAAACAUGCCGUCACUGAACAUGUUUUUUUGGUGGGUGGUAGACAGACUCUUUAUGCCCUGCACCUUUCAGAGCUCUCUGUGGGGUGUAAAGGUGCAUUACAAUGGACAACAUCACCCUGCCCGUUGUUUUUGUUAGCCUCUAAUUGCAAGACCCACAGCAAUGUUGAUUGUGACAUUCAUUACGCACGUCAUUAGCAGAGUCAUUAACAAUGGGGGAGCAUGUUAAGGAGUGUUUGGAGACAGUUAUCUGCUGUUGGCAUUGGGUAAAUAGAAACAGGGUGUAUCUUGCUUCGGGUACAUGUGUAGAACAAGAACACUUGUUUGGAGGAGUGUGAUAAGGAACGGGAGAGGGAGUUGUAAUUUAAGUAACUUCAAGUUGUUAUUGGCCUGCCAAGAACAGUGCCAAAAAUCACGGGGAAACAAAAUCUGAAACGCCUCAUCAGAAAGGGAGAAUUUAUUUGAUUAUAUUUUCAGCUAAGAUAAGAAAAGAUAAGUUCCAAAAUAUUUUGGCUGAACAUGGAUCUGCAAACAUUGAAAUAAUAAAUCUCUGUAUCUUGGACAAGAUCUCACCCCAAUAUAUUAACAUUAUAUCAUUCAAACAUUCCACUGAGCGAUCAAUACGCAUGAUUUUAAAUGAUUCAACCGCUCAGAUGGUUGCAUGAUCCUGAUACAAUACUUAUUUACAUAUUGCUAAUUGAUCCAGUUGCUGCUAUUGUGCCUACUAAUUGACCACCAAUUACGUCAUUAGUCUGUGUUAGCCUGUUUUGAUAAAACUUAACUACUUGCAGAUGAGAUAAGUGCAGCAUCUGCAGUAUCUAUGUAACCAAUCUGUGCUGUCUGCCACUAAGAACAUGUAAAUUACUGACACUUAUCCGGGCAUCUACUGUAUGUCUGAGCCCAAAUACUGAAUGCUAACGAAACAAUGAAUGUAAAGUUCUUUGUAAAGUGACAAUACAAUCGCUAUGGAUUGUGCAGUCUCAGUUGGAGAGAUCAUCAGUCUCAUCACCUCUGAGACUUUCCAGAGCAAAUGAACAACUUCAGUUUGAUCAUCAUUACAUGAUAAAGGGAGGUAUUGGGCCUAAUGCCAGCCCGAAGGCUUGUCACUCCACCAGAAUGAGAAAGAAAAGCAAAUCUUGGCUGUAAAGAAGUUUUAAAACAAUUGUUCCAGUUGCUUAUCAAAAAAGGCCAACGUAAACAGAGCCAAAAACCACAAACCAAAAUACACAACAAACGAUUUGGUAUAUGAUUCAUGUUCUUCAAGUUAUGAUAUCACAUUUGGAAGACCUUGAUUUGGCUUCUCCCAGAAGUGUUCCGAAGAACAUACAACAACUGAAAAAUAUCUCAUUUUUAUUAUUAUUUCAAGGGCAGAAUACUAAAGUAGUCUUGACCCUGAUGCAGCAAGAACUUGCUGCUCUGAUCACCUGAGAUCCUCUAGUUUUUGAAACAGACUUCUGAGAAUGGAAGUAUUUCUAUAUUUUCAGGAAAUUGUUCAACAACAUUCAUGUUCAGUGAAAGCAUGUGUUCAUUUCCACUGCUGUUUUUAGCUCUGUAGAAUAUUGUGGAUAUUUUCAGGUUAACUACCAGAUCUUUAUCCAGCAACGAACCAUUACCUCCACCAUAGUAUAUAUGAUGAGCAUAUGGUACUUCACCUGCAUGAAUAGACCGUUUAAAGCCACUCACAUGCUCAAGAAAGGCUUGGGUGAAUGCUGAAACUUAAACACUGUUAUGAAAUGUCCUGUAGAGCCAGAAAGAGUAUUUGUUGGUUCUCAAUGCUGUGCCAAAUAUCAACAACAGGCUCAUACACCUGUGCCUGUAUUUAUUAAGUGUCUCUGAGGUGGAAGUUGUUUUAAACUGGCCAAAAGCCUUUUUUACGAAGAGUAAAAAGAAUUUUAUUGAAACCAACUUUCUGAAAAACUGCGGAGAAAAUGAUUAUUAUAAACACCUACCUUGGUGUCCGGUAAACUUUUAAACUCAUCGAUUUAUCCCUCUGACCAGCCAGGCAGUCCUGAUUUAUUUCUUCUCUUCUUUACCUUUCUACCUACUCAGUCUUUUCAGAUGAAAGAACAGCUGUAAAGGAUGUCAUAAAUUACACCCACUUGUUUGGAGAAAGCUGUAUAGCAGAUGAACUUCACAUGGGACGGGAAGAAAGUCAUACACAGUGUUAAAUAAACACUGUAUGAUUGAAAGACAAACAGUCAAACUUGCAAGUCGAGAAAUAACUCUUACUUUUGUUUAGUGAAAAUAUGAUCUUCUGUGUUUUGGGGGAAAUUUAAAGCUAUACUGAUAGAAUACUUCCAAAACCUUCCCCUUCAAACAAUCACAACAUGAUAGAAUGGAAAUUAUGAAAUUUGCAAAUGUUCUUACGCUUACUUUGUUUUGCUAGUGGUUUAUUUUGUGGUCUUAUUCCUUUUUGACAAGUAAAAAGAAUCUGAAGUUGUGGAGGAAAAAGUUUGUUUUUCUCGAGCAACUUGUCUCCCCUCCACACACUCCCCUUCUCCCCCCAACCAUUAAUGGCUGAUGGUACUUACAUUUAAUGAGAUCAUGGGGUCGUCUGCAGAGUGCACUUCUGCAAAUUGCUCUCAGCAUGGGGUCUGAAGUGGGAUAGGGUAGGGGCCAAUGGGGCAGUGAAGGAGUGUUUGCCCAGUGUUUGGGGGCCUGGGCCCACAGUGGCUCUACCUGUCAGUCAGUAACCAAUGAAACAUGUCAUGCAUUUGUCUGCCUUUGUCCUCAUUUGUUUGUCUGGCAGAGAUAACCACACAGAGGUGGUGUUUGUCUCGUCUCUAUUGUAUGAAACCGUUGUCAGCCCAUCACGUCCAUCCAUCCCCUACUGGCCCCCUUUCUCCCCUCUGUCCCUUUCUCCCUGCUCCACGACUGGUCAUUUUGCCACUAUUUUGUAGCUGCGGGGGGUGACCUGAGCAAUUUAGCUAAUCCAUUAACAACUAAUUGUCUCCUCCUACCCUAUUUUGCUUGGACAAACAGCCUGGUGGGGGGGAAGUUAAGCCACAGUGACCUAUAAAAGUCACUGUGCAAGAGAAGGCAGUCAGUGUGUCGAUCACUGCAGACUCUGCACAUUUACUUGGACUUUGGAUUUUUUUUUCAAAUCCAGAAAAAGUGACUCAUCUUUACUUCGAGUCACCUUAUUUUAAGUUAAUAGUUUUCAGUAUCACAAGCUCUUAUUUCUUUAAAUUUGUUGGUGGAAAUGUUGGGAAAUCUGAGGAUACUCUGCCUCUGUCUCUGCUUCUCAUGGGCUGAAACGCGUAUAUGGGCCUGGAUGCUCAACAUGCCUCACAGCCCUCCCAAAGAAGGAGCAAAAGGCCUGAGAGACAGCGCUGCUUUACCCAAAGCAACCAUGACUGUGUGUGACCAUGACAGGGCCUGUGGGCGGGGUUUCUCGUGCGAUCGUCACUUUGGCCUUUGUGUUCCCCUACGAGGGGAGGGUCACUACUGUCGGAGGGAUGCCCAGUGUGUCCGCGGACUCAGCUGCAUGUUUGGGAAGUGCCACCGCAGCAUUCCCAACGGACAAGAGGGUGCCAGAUGUAAAGUUGACAGGGAUUGUGGGGAUUCCAUGUGCUGUGCUCGACACCACGGCGAGCAGGUGUGUAAAAGACGUCUAAUCCGCGACGAGAGCUGUUUUGUUCCCGAUGGUGGCCUGGCAUUCAGCAUAAACCAGAUUUGUCCAUGUGAUGAGGGGCUUCUGUGUCGAGAAAACGGAGCGUCACACCAGAGAGAGUUAGAUUUUAUUUACCACCCAGAACGAACAAGCUGGACCUGCCAAGUUCCCAAAUCCUAAAACCAGCUUCAUCUUUAAAGCUAUUUAUUGUGUAAAUAUGUUGUAUAUGGUUGUGUAUAUAUUAAAAAGUGUAUGUAUUUCUAAAGAUAGAUUUCUUAUUAGAGUCUUACAGCAAGGAUAUUUUUUUUGUUGACAAAAGCACUACUGUAUCCAGCUUAACAAUUCAAUAAGGUCCGUUCAUCAUGCAUUAAAUGAUCUUUGAUUAAAUCUAUUUCGUUUGUAUGUUACCAUUGAAUUCAAAGAA
Molecule: messenger RNA, 4626 nt
Organism: Eleginops maclovinus (Patagonian blennie)
Lineage: Eukaryota; Metazoa; Chordata; Actinopteri; Perciformes; Eleginopidae
Product: dickkopf-related protein 3-like
Exons: 4
Coding region: 3792-4382 (196 amino acids)
Biological process (GO): multicellular organism development; negative regulation of canonical Wnt signaling pathway
Cellular component (GO): extracellular region
Molecular function (GO): co-receptor binding; receptor antagonist activity
Source: RefSeq, a predicted model, not a curated record